This is a messenger RNA of Rhagoletis zephyria (snowberry fruit fly), 1265 nucleotides long. Its product is annotated as protein twisted gastrulation-like. Gene Ontology annotation, biological process: regulation of BMP signaling pathway. The record is from RefSeq and is a predicted model, not a curated record. Lineage: Eukaryota; Metazoa; Arthropoda; Insecta; Diptera; Tephritidae.
UCCACUUACCUACUCACUUAGUCAGUCUCGGAUCCUUAAAGUGAAAACAACGUUGAAACGCGGUUAGUUAAGGCAAGAUCGUUAGACAAAAACAUAAAUAAAGUAACAAAAUAAUUUUGUUAUCAGACAUUCAACAUGUGCAAAUCCCAUUUGACGCGCGUCACUACAAAAUUCCUCUUACUUCUACUGGCGCUUAGCUGUCAGCGCUGUGCAGCUGCUGGCGACGCCAACACCGAUGGUUGCAAUGAGUUCGUUUGUGGUUCAAUCGUCUCCAAAUGUCUCUUGACACAGAGUUGUCAGUGCAAAUUAAACAAUGCCACUUGCUUGCAGGAAUGUCUCAACUGCUUGGGUGACUUGUAUACGGAGUGCUGCAGCUGCUUGGAUAUGUGUCCCAAAGUGAAAGACCCCUUCAAUCCGGCAGCGCCAAGAUCGCAGUUUGGUUUGUUUGAGGGUUUGCCAGAGCUAUUUGAAACACUCACCGAAGAUGACGACAACUGGACUGUGAUGCGCUUCACCAUGCGCACCAGUUUGCGUCGGCAUUAUGGCGCUGGCUUUGGUGUUAGCUUGGCUGGCGUUGGCAGCGAUGGUGGUGAUGCUAUUGACCGCCAAGCGUCCAUACAAAAAUUGCAAUCGUCAGCAACGAACACGGCGGCGGCGGUGGCGCUGGCAACGGCGACGCAUGUCAAUUGCACGGUUAUCUACUUGAAUGAAUGCAAAACGUACCACAAAUGUGCGCAAGACUGCGAGAAUAUGGGUGCGAAUAGUUAUCGCUGGUUCCACGAUGGUUGUUGUGAAUGUGUUGGCGCCAACUGCAUCAAUUAUGGCAUCAACGAGAGCCGUUGUUCGGCUUGUCCAGAAGAAGAUGAGAAUGGCGAGGAGGGUGCUGGUGAGGAUUAUGAUGAUGAAUCGACAUGGACAUUUGGCGAAGAGGAACACAACUACAAUUGAGCGUGAAUGCGGUCAGCGUAAGGUGGCUUUGAACUUAACUAAACAACAACAAAAAUUAAUUUAAUUCAAUUAGAGCCAGUGAUAAACGACACUUAGUUUUGUAUGUUUGUAUGUACGUAUGUAUUUUAGUGGAUGAAAUUCAUUGGUGAUAGAGAGGCAAGUAACGUGGGGCUAAUUAAAAUUAGGAAGUAAAAGUAAUUUACUUCACUUUGAGUGUAGUGUUCUUUAACAAAAAUUAAAUAAAUUUUUAAGAAAGUGUAUUUGCAAAGUAUUUUAGUGCCAUUAGUUUUAAAUAAAAAAUAUAACUAAAAAUGUGA